CAUCUAUUCCGCAACAUUCUCUAAACUCUAAAUGCAUGGCGGGAAGAUUGGAAGCAUUGGAGGGGAUAAAAUUGAGAGAAGCCUGCUUACCGUUGAAUGUGGUGGAUACUGUUGAAACCUUGGUGAAGAUACAAUCACGUGACCAUUUGGAAGGUUCUGGCAAAGAUUGAGAGAAAGCAGCAAAUAUCGAGUUAUUAGUGUUACUACUAUUUGUCGUUCAAGUGAUGGAUAGAUUGUUAUUGAGACUAAGAGAUAUAAUUAAUUAGCACAUCCAAAUGGCUGGUCCGUCUUCUGAUCAGACUAAUAUUGCCCAGAAGACAUGGGAAUUGUCAAACUGCAUCGAAACUAUUAGCACCAUGGACGAGAUUUAUAGAUAUGACAGGAAGGAACAACAAGAUAUAUUAACUGCCAAACCAUGGGAGAAAGAUCCCCAUUUCUUCAAGGACAUAAAAAUAUCUGCAUUAGCUUUGUUAAAAAUGGUUAUGCAUGCACGAUCUGGUGGGACGCUAGAAGUAAUGGGCCUCCUACUUGGUAAAGUAGCAGCAAACACGAUGAUUGUAAUGGAUUCCUUUGCAUUGCCAGUCGAAGGGACCGAAACUAGAGUAAAUGCUCAAGCUCAAGCUUAUGAGUACAUGACAGCAUAUAUAGAAGCAGCUAAACAAGUUGGUAGAUUAGAAAAUGCGAUUGGAUGGUAUCACAGUCAUCCUGGAUAUGGUUGCUGGUUAUCUGGUAUCGACGUAUCCACCCAGAUGCUCAAUCAAAAUUUCCAAGAACCAUUUGUUGCAAUUGUUAUCGAUCCAGUGAGAACCAUCUCCGCUGGCAAAGUUUGCCUUGGUGCAUUCAGAACUUAUCCUAAAGGAUAUAAACCUGCUAAUGAAGAGCCGUCAGAAUAUCAGACAAUACCAUUGAACAAGAUCGAGGAUUUUGGUGUUCAUUGUAAACAAUAUUACUCCUUGGAGGUAUCCUACUUCAAGUCUGCAUUGGAUAGACGACUGCUCGACUCAUUAUGGAAUAAAUACUGGAACAAGUAGGCAGAGCAAUAACCCCAUUGAAGGGCUGAUGCGCUGUGUCACAAACUUUAAGGACAAGGCCACUCAGGAACGCACACCUACCUGUUCUAUCUUAUAUAUUUCUAUAUCUCGCGCGCGCGUGCAUUUGUAUCUCGAGCAACAUAUAAGGGACGGAGCUAAAAUGCGUGCAGUAUACACACAUGCGCGCGCUUACAUGCACGCACACGCACACAUAUUUAUUCAGUCAAUCGUAAAGCUGAUCGAGAAAUUAUAUGUAAGAUGUCCCGAUUAGAAAUCAUAGAAGGAAAUAUACGACUGAAAGAAAUGUGCGAUGCUUUUGAGAGAUAUGAAUUCUUAUGGUAUGUACAUACCUCUACAUCUAUAUCGCAUCACGUUAUAUCACGUUAUCAUAUUAAAUAAUUAAGUACACAAUAGCGUAUUUUAUAACUUGAUUCAUAGAAACAUUUAAAGAAAAAAAUACAUAUUUAGA
Messenger RNA from Atta colombica, 1500 nucleotides. RefSeq names its product COP9 signalosome complex subunit 5 (gene CSN5). The transcript has 7 exons. Lineage: Eukaryota; Metazoa; Arthropoda; Insecta; Hymenoptera; Formicidae. Gene Ontology annotation, cellular component: cytoplasm; COP9 signalosome. Bases 276 to 1031 code for a protein of 251 amino acids. Gene Ontology annotation, molecular function: protein binding; deNEDDylase activity; metallopeptidase activity. The record is from RefSeq and is a predicted model, not a curated record. Gene Ontology annotation, biological process: protein deneddylation.